Hemicordylus capensis (graceful crag lizard) is the source of this 2488-nucleotide messenger RNA. It is a transcript of the gene CBLN1, whose product is annotated as cerebellin 1 precursor. Gene Ontology annotation, molecular function: protein binding. The coding region runs from base 453 to 1025 and encodes 190 amino acids. Lineage: Eukaryota; Metazoa; Chordata; Lepidosauria; Squamata; Cordylidae. The record is from RefSeq and is a predicted model, not a curated record. The transcript has 3 exons. Gene Ontology annotation, cellular component: synaptic cleft; glutamatergic synapse.
AAGCCCGGGUUGGUGGGGAAAGGCGGGGUGGCGGCGCCGCGCUGCGCCUUUUGUGUGCUCUGGCGGCGGCGGGGCGCUUUAGCCAUAGCCGUCGUUGCGGGCGAAGCGGCGUCGGGCAGCGGCUGCGCCUUGCGCUAUGCAGCCGAGCGCUCCGGAGCCUUGCCAGGGGCCCUCGCCGCCUUCCUCGCCGCCCCCGCCGCCGCCGCAGCUCUUGCCACUGCCUGCCGCACGUCGGGGGACGUUGCGGGCGGCUCGGGACUAGAGCGAAGCGGGCAGCGGGCGGACGGGCAGCCUCGCUCGGGAAGGGCGCAAGGGAGAGCCGGGAGGAGAGGAGGCGGAGGAGGAGGAGGAGGGAGCCGCCCGCCCCCUCGGGGAAGCUGGAUCUGCCGCCGGCCGCCUCGCAGCAGCCCAGCUGGGAGGAGACCUUCCGCCUCGGACGCGGCGGCGGCGCGAUGCUGGCGCUGGAGCUCCUGGGCUUGGCUUGGCUGGCCGGCCUGGCGCUGGGGCAGAACGAGACGGAGCCCAUCAUCCUGGAGGGCAAGUGCCUGGUGGUGUGCGACUCCAACCCCGCCUCGGACCCCACCGGCACGGCGCUGGGCAUCUCCGUGCGCUCCGGCAGCGCCAAGGUGGCCUUCUCGGCCAUCCGCAGCACCAACCACGAGCCCUCGGAGAUGAGCAACCGCACCAUGAUCAUUUACUUCGACCAGGUACUAGUGAAUAUUGGGCUGAACUUUGACUCUGAACGAAGCACUUUCAUAGCGCCCCGAAAAGGGAUUUACAGUUUUAAUUUUCACGUGGUGAAGGUGUACAACAGGCAAACGAUCCAGGUAAGUCUAAUGCUCAACGGGUGGCCCGUGAUUUCUGCCUUUGCGGGGGAUCAAGAUGUCACCCGAGAAGCCGCCAGCAACGGGGUCCUGAUCCAGAUGGAGAAAGGAGACAGAGCCUAUUUAAAACUGGAGAGAGGAAACUUGAUGGGAGGUUGGAAAUAUUCCACCUUCUCUGGAUUUCUAGUAUUUCCUCUUUAAAUAACUUACCCUGACGAGGAAGGGAGGAAGCAACUGGGUCUGAAAAUUGCUUGCCCAUCCCUGAAUUGCAGCUCCAGAGAAGGAACCUUGGGGUCGCAAACUUCUGGAUCAUAGAUACAUAUUGCAGAAGUUAUACCCUGCUUUAGGUUUGUGUUCAUCUGUUUUGAAGAUUGCUGUAACGGUGCAGCCAAGAGACAGAAGAUGUGUGCAUUUGUCAUCCUUCGAUAAUAUUUCUCUCUCCUUUGCCAACUGAAUUAGUUCCAUCUCCGUUUUAACUGAUGUUAUAUUAACCACUAUUCUCCCCAACUCCGCUGUUUCCCCCCCUCAAAUGCUUGUCCGUUUGUUUUCUAUUCCACACUAUCCUUUUGCAACCAGUUUGGGUUUAUAAAAGCACUUUUUUUUACUCUUUCCCUGAGUUAAACUUUUUAAAAGAAGUAUUUUUGAAUAACAUGGGUGCCAUGAGGAGUGAAAUGCAAACCGUGCUGUAUGCUAGUAAGAAAACUGGGGCGUGGGGAAAUGAUCAACACGAACUAUUCCAGCCAAGUCUGAUUUUCACUAUUUCUAUGUAAUUCUGAGUGAUUGUGGAAUUUACAGGCUGCUUAAUGUUUUGAUGCUUGUUUUUUGCUCUUGUAAAUUGUGGCCCAACUACAUGCCGGAAAGUAUAUUGAACUUUUACUAAUUAAUCUGUAAGAUAAGGUGUGAAUAUUGACAAAUUAAUUUUGGCUUUAGUUGAAUAAUGUUUAAAUGGGAUUCUUAAUUUUGUUUUCCUUAGACAAGAAACAAUGCAGCUAACUAGAUCUGUUGACUAAUUCUUAACCAGACCUAGAAGGAGGGAACCAAAACAACUAAAAAUAGGGAGAAAUAUGCAAUCACAACCAUUGGUUCUGAAUAGGAAAUGGAGAAAAGAGGAAACAAAUUCUUCAAAAGGUAGCCUUGAGUGCAAAAAAAAAAAAAAAAUCCCUUUUAGUAAUGCCCACACCCUCUUGCUCUUUGUUUUACGUGCUGUUUUUAAAAUGGGAACUGACCAGUCAAUUUUCAGUAACUCUCAAUUUAACAAGACUGCUUUAUUGAACUUGUUCUCCAAGGCGUGAGGGGGAAAACCAUGCCCUAAAUAGUCACCGAGGUGAUUCCCACAGAAUUGCCCUCUCUGUUCUUUUUACCAUUAUCUGUAUUGUAUUCUCUCAACUCAAAUCACAUUUUAUACAGCUGUCUUAUUAAAAACAACUAACAAAGAAAUCCUUACAAGGUGUACCGAAAUGCUAGUACUAUUAUUUGCUAGUAUUAUUUUGUUUACAGUCUUUCAAAGAUGUAAAUGCUAUAAUUUUGCAGCACUCUAAAGAGAAUAACUACUUUUAUUAUCAAGGUACAGUAAAAUACUUUUGAUUGUAAUCGAAACAUAAUGUGAAAUAAAACUAGUGUAAUAAACCACUCUGCUUCUCGGGGAGUGGAGAACUGUCUAACUG